Molecule: messenger RNA, 7285 nt
Organism: Sinocyclocheilus anshuiensis
Lineage: Eukaryota; Metazoa; Chordata; Actinopteri; Cypriniformes; Cyprinidae
Gene: map1b
Product: microtubule-associated protein 1B
Exons: 6
Biological process (GO): axonogenesis; regulation of microtubule depolymerization; dendrite development
Cellular component (GO): neuronal cell body; synapse; cytosol
Molecular function (GO): actin binding; microtubule binding
Source: RefSeq, a predicted model, not a curated record
GAUGAGAGGAGGCAGCAACGGUUCCUCAUCACUAUGACACACAGUCUGAGGAUAUAAAAGCCCGGGCCACUCCUUCUGCGCCCGCUGCACGGCUUCAGAGAGCAGCUCACUUCAGGUUGCCGGACAGAGAGCGAGUGUCUGAAGAAUGGCGACGCUAGUUGAUACUGUAGAUCCUCCAGCACCCUUCGGAGGUGUCAGUAGCAUCAGGAACACGGCAUCACCCACGGCCCCGACACAUCACUUCGACGAGGGCAAAUAUUACCUGCUGGUGGUCAUCGGGGAGCUGGUCACCGACGAGCAUCUGAAGUGUGCCAUUGCGGACAUUGAGAAAGGAAUUCGUUCAUGGGACACAAACCUGAUUGAUUGUAACCUGGACCAGGAGUUGAAGCUUUUUGUUUCUCGACACUCUGCCAGGUUUUCAGCCGACGUGAGAGGACAAAAGAUUCUGCAUCACAAAAGUAAUGUGUUGGAGACAGUAGUGCUCAUCAACCCUUCAGAUGAAGCUGUUAGCACUGAGGUACGUCUGAUGGUCUCAGACACAACCCACCAUAAGCUGCUUGUCCUGGCAGGACAGUGUUUUGAAAAUACAGGCGAGCUGAUUCUCCAGUCAGGCUCCUUUUCUCUCUUCAAAUUCAUUGACAUUUUUACAGAUCAAGACAUUGGAGAGCUUCUAAGCACCAUACACCCAGCCAACAAAGCCAGUUUAACUCUUUUCUGUCCGGAGCAUGGUGACUGGAAAAAUUCGAACCUAGACAAACACAACUUGCAGGACUUCAUCCAUAUGAAGCUGAACUCCCCAACCAUCCUUCCAGAAAUGGAAGGUCUUUCUGAAUUCACAGAGUACCUGUCAGAAUCUGUAGAAAUCCCAUCUCCUUUUGACAUGCUUGAACCUCCAAAUUCAGGAGGGUUCCUAAAAUUAUCCAAACCAUGCUGUUAUAUUUUCCCCGGUGGACGGGGUGAUUCAGCACUGUUUGCGGUUAAUGGCUUCAACAUGCUGAUUAAUGGUGGAUCUGAUAGAAAGUCAUGUUUUUGGAAGCUGGUACGACAUCUGGACAGAGUGGAUUCUGUUCUCCUCACACACAUUGGAGAUGACAACCUUCCUGGUAUCAAUAGCAUGCUGCGGCGCAAAAUAGCUGAACUUGAGGAGGAGCAGUCGCAGGGAUCCACAGCUAACAGUGACUGGACAAAGAAUAUGAUUUCACCUGAUAUUGGAGUUAUGUUUGUCAACAUGCCUCAGAACCUCGAAAACCUUGAGACCAACUACAGGAUUAGGAAAAAUGCUGAGGAGGCAUGUCUCACGCUGGAGUACCUAAACAAGCUGUCUUUAAAGCCUGAACCUCUGCAUAGAAAGAUUGGAAAUACAGUAGAACCAAUUAUACUUUUCCAGAAAAUGGGGGUCGGAAAGCUUGAAAUGUAUGUUCUUAACCCAGCAGAGAAUAGCAAGGAGUUGCAGUACUUCCUGAAAGAAUGGACUGGUAGUGAUAAAGACAAAUCCCCCAUCUUGUUACCAAAUGAAAAAGAAUCAGAGCUCCCAAUCUCAUAUUUGUCUUCCAUCUCAUCACUGAUUGUGUGGCAUCCUGCUAACCCAUCAGAAAAAAUCAUCCGUGUUCUCUUUCCAGGCAAUUCCACUCAGAAUAAUAUUCUCGAAGGCCUAGAGAAACUUAAACACUUAGACUUCCUCAAACAUCCUGUGAUCACACAAAAGGAGCUUAAUUCAAAUUUCACACCAACACUGAAACAAGCAAAGAUGAAACAUAAGACAGAUAGUAAAGAGAGCCUAAAGUCCACAUCAAAGCCAUCCCCAAGCAAAAAUCUCCACAAAGAGUCCAAAGAAGAAUCCCCUGAAAAACUAAAAACCCUCAGUAAAACUGACUCUGUGGAAACCCCGGAACCGACACAAAAAAUAGAGAAGAAAGAAAAAACACUUGUGAAAAAAGUGAAAACAGGAGACAAGGACAGUAAAAGCAAGAUUGAGCAAACACCCAAAAUCGACACUCCAGAGAAAAAGAAAGUUGACCUUAAACCAAAAACAAUAAAGAAAGAAACAAAGAAGUCCGUGGAAAAAAGUGAGACUGAUAAAAAGGCUGAAAAACCCACACCCAAGAAAGAAGAAAAGGCCAAAAAAGAAGAGAAGGUGAAGAAAGAGGAGAUGAAAAAGGAAAUUAAAAGAAGAGAUAUUAAGAAAGAUUCCCUAUUAAAGGAAAGCAGAAAGGACGAAAAGAAAGAAACUCAGAAAGAUGAAAAAGAACCUAAAAAAGAUUUGAGGAAAGUCGGUGGCUUGAAAAAGAAUGCCCCUAGCACUCCUGAGGUGAAAAAACCUGCUCCUAAACCAAAGGUUGCAGCACGAGGCAAGGGCACUGGUAGUCCUGCAAAAUCCAAAGAGAAGGCUAAGUCCAAGCCCACCAAAAAAGAUGCUGGUGAACCAGUGAAAGCACCUUCCAUCUCAAGUGCUACUGCGGAAGAACCUGCUGUUGAAGCCAGUGUAACAGAUGUUCUUGAGGCAGAGAGGUCACUGAUGUCUUCUCCAGAAGACCUCACUAAAGACUUUGAGGCUCUGAAAGCAGAGGAGAUUGCUGAAGUUGACGAAAUCCUAUUACAGACCAAAAUAGACGAUUCUGAUCAAGGAAGGUUGAUUAAGCAUGAAGAAAUAACUCCUUGCAAAGAGUCUCCAGAAGCAGCAGAGUCCCUGGAUGAAGGAAUAGCAACCACAGAAGCUGAGGAGGAAUGUGGUGGAACUCCAGGGGAUCUAGAACCCAAUCAAAAAAGCAAUGGUACCAGCGAAAAAUUUGAAGAUGAAGGAACAGGUUUGGAAGAGUCAUCUGAGAUAGGAGACUAUGAAGAAAAGGGAGAUACAGAGGAAGUGGAUGAGCAAGACAGAGCAAUAUCUAAGUUAAAAGAUGAUGGACAGCAAGAAGAGCAGGAAACCGAGGAAGGAUCAGAUUACGGUGCAGAAAAACCACAAUACAGACAUGACAAAGAAACUGAGUUGCAGAGUUUUGAUGUAACCACACCACCAAAGAUCUCUGCACCGGCAUCUCCUGCUGUUUCUAUUCAUGAUGAAACACUACCAGCAGGUUUAGAAAGUGAGGUUGCCUCUGAUGAUGAAAAUCGAGAUGAGCCUCCAGAAGAAUACACAACAUCUGGACACACUCAGUCUACAAUUGAGAUCUCAAGUGUUCCAACACCUAUGGAUGAAAUGUCUACUCCAAGAGAUGUAAUGAGUGAUGAGACAACCAAUGAUGAAAGUGAUUCUCCUUCCCAAGAUUUUGUCAGGUAUGGUAUGACUACAGAUAAUGAGAGAAAGACCCUUUCACCUCUCCAAGACCUUCCUGAAUUAGAUCACUCCAAGAGCGAUGCCACUGAGGGGCAUGACUAUCAUGCAUCAGCUUCCACCAUUUCACCACCAUCUUCACUGGAGGAAGACAAAUCUGCCAAGGAGUUUUUAGCUAAAGACACAUUCUCUUUUGAUUCAAAAAGGCUCAGUGCUACCAGUACAACUUUGCCUCUUGUCAGGUCACCUUCUGGUGACCAAAACGUGAAUGUUGACCAUGUUCAUGCAGGUGUAUCUUCACCAAUUGAAUUGGGAACCACAUUAGCAGGGAUGUCAAAAGGAAUGGAAUCAUACAGUCCAGAUGAGAAAACCUUAGAGGGCCCUUUAUCUCCUCAGUCCUCAGGUCACACACCUUACUACCAAUCCCCAGUAGAGGAAAAAGCUGGCAAUCUACCACUGGACAAAACACCUGAGUCCCAGGGUCCUAUUAUUGUUGACAUCACAAGUGACAAGGAAUACUCUCCCAAAGAGGCUAGUCCUAUUGAUGAAGCAGUACCUGUGUCGCAAAUGGGAAAGAAGCAAUCACCGAGUUAUGAAGCACAUUUAUCUUCCAAUUUUGAGCUUGACCACAAGGCCCCAAGCCAGACUGACAAUAAUGAUAAAAAGUUAGCAACUGAUGACAGUUCUUCAGUUACAUCUGCUACAUCUUUGCCACCGACUAAAGUAGAGAGCCUUUCUGAUACAAAUCCUUUCACAGCAUUUAAAGAGGACAGCAAAAUGUCCAUAUCUGAGGGGACCACAUCUGAUAAGUCUGGCACUCCAGUUGAUGAGGUUGUCGCAGAGGACACAUUCUCUCGCAUCGCCUCUGCUUCAACAGCAUCGCUCGCAACAAGUUCUUUACCAGAACCUACAACAGAUGAUGUCUCCCCAUCACUUCAUGCUGAAGUUGGCUCCCCUCAUUCUACAGAAGUGGAUGACUCUCUCUCUGUCUCUGUUGUUCAGACUCCGACCACAAUGCAAGAAGCAGAAGUUUCCCCUUCCAAGGAGGACAGUCCCCGGCCUAUGUCGAUCUCCCCUGAUGUUUCCCCAAAAAUGGCAAAAUUGAGAAUGCCACAACAGGAAACAAAAUCCCCUGAGCAGUCUUUGUCAAUUAAGUGUGGACAAGAAUCCCCAGAACACUCAUUUGCAUUAGAUUUCAGCAAGCAGUCACCAGAUCAUCCAUCUUUAGGAGGAAUGCAGCGUAUAGCCACUGAAAAUGGUCCAACAGAAGUUGAUUACAGCCCCUCCGAUGGAACCAGUGUCAUAGGAGAACAGCGCAGACCUGGGGAAGACGGGGAGAAGGCAAUGCUUUUCAAAGAAUCUGACAGUACCCAGGCUGCUUCAGUUUCCCCAUCAGAUGCCUCUCAGUCCACCCCAUCAGUUACAACACCCUCCCAAAUUGGGGAGCCAAGAGAAGAUUCUCCAAAUGUAGGACAUUUCUCAGAGUCUGUUACUCCAAAACAGUCACCCCGCAAUCACUCCCCUUUAUCUUCUGACUUAUCUCUUAUUCUAGGUGGACCAAGCACCUCACAUGAAGGAACAGAUAAAGAUAAACCUAGUCCCAGCUCAUUUUACAAAGAGACUGGUAUGGAUAAAACAGAGGACAGACAAAAUCUGGAGAAGACUCCUCCAAAGACCGGGUCACCCUCAUCUCCUACGGUGUCAUCUUGUUUUCCUCCAAAGACAGAAGAGCUGAAACUUGGAUUAGGGACAAAUCCCUUUACAGACUCAAAAUCCCCCACCAGUCCCAAAAAGACAUCUACAGCUCAACAUUCUCCUAGUUACAAUCAGACAGACAUGCAAGAGAAGUUUUCCAGCAGCUCCACAUCAUAUUCCUACAGCUGUCAAUAUGGGGAAUCUACAAAAAUUUGUGAUGGUGGGUCCAUAGGGCCAGAUACCUCAAAAACAAGCCCUUCUCAGGCACGAGCAGUUGUGGACUUGUGUUUGGUGACCUCCUGUGAAUACAGACAUCCAAAGACAGAGCUUUCUCCAUCCUUUAUAAACCCAAGUCCUCUUGAGUACUUCAUGAAUGAGGAACAUCCUCUGGAGGAGGAAAAGCCGCUUGCUAGGUCUGGAGGAGGACCACCCCCACCUGGAGGGAAACAGCAGAGCAAGCAGUGUGAGGAAACUCCCCCAACUUCUGUAAGUGAAUCAGUGCCCUCUCAAACAGACUCAGAUGUUCCUCCUGGUACAGAGGAGUGCCCAUCAAUAACUGCAGAAGCAAAUAUUGACUCUGAGGAUGACUCAGAAACAUUACCAACAGAUAGGACUAUCACUUAUCGUCAUGCAGACCCACCUCCAGUCACGCCCAGAGACCCUGCUCCUGCCCCUCCACAUCCUGAUGCCUGCAUGGUGGAUCCUGAGGUCCUUAAGGCUGAAGAGGCAUCUAAAAAAGAUGAAAGAGGGAAGCCAAAAAAGAACAUCAGCAGCAAGGCUAAGUCAUCUGCAACAAAGAGCUCGUCAAAAACAAGUGCCAUCAAAGAUUUGAAAGUGUCCUCUCCAAAAAAGACUACAGAAGAUAAAGAUGCCAAAAAUGCUACUAAUACCUCUGCAUCAAGGGGAGUGACAAGCAGCACUUCAGGAAGCACUAAGUCCAGCAGUGGAACAUCAGUACCUAACUGUCCUCCAAUGUAUAUGGACCUAGUUUACAUACCAAAUCACUGCAAUGCUAAGAAUGUGGAUGCUGAGUUCUUUAAACGGAUCCGAUCCUCCUACUAUGUAGUCAGUGGUAAUGAUCCAACAGCACAGGAGCCCAGUAAGGCAGUUCUGGAUGCUCUGCUGGAAGGAAAGAGCCAAUGGGGAAAUAAUAUGCAGGUACCUUUAUCCCUACAGUGGUCUGAUUCAUAAUUCCUAUAUAUAUAUAUAUAUAUAGAAGUUAUGAGGGAGUGGUACCAGGAAACCCAUGUGAAGCAGCAAGACUUGAACAUCAUGGUUUUGGCGAGCAGCAGCUCUGUGGUUAUGCAAGAUGAGUCUUUCCCUGCAUGUAAAAUUGAGCUGUGAUUGUCAUGAUCCAGAUAUGGUAGAGGUUGGAUGUUAGACAGCAAAUAAAUGAAAAACUUAGUACACACAUUCACAAAAGCAAAUAUUUUGGAUCACAUUCCAUAUUCUCAAUAGAGGAACCAGUAAAAAUGUUUCUCAGUAGAAUUAUCUCUCUAUCUUUUGAGGUCUCAGGUUGUGAAAAUGCUUGGUUUGUCACUGUUGACCACACGAAGAACAGUUUUUGGUGUAAAUCAGACCUCCUUAAACACACAAACAACCAGCAGAAGCUAAGCUAAACUAAACAACUGACUAAAUACAUACAGUAGUCGGUGGAUGGACACUGUACUGAGCAGCUCCAAUAAAAUUGACAACAAACUACAAAUUUACUCAUUUAUGCACAGAUGAUGAAUGGAUUCUGGAUGACUCAUUAAAUGGUAUAGUUUACACCAAAGGUUGAGGGAUUGUUUUAAUGCCUUAGAAAGUUAAACUGAAUGUACAACAAACAUAAUGCACUUAAUAUGAGGACAAUUAAAUGGUAUGCAUGAUCCACUGUGACAUAAAUAUAUCAUAGGAUGCAAAAGCUACAUUAAACUUCAUAUUCCAGCCACACUGAGUUGCAUAAAAUAUGAAUGUGAAGCUUGCUACCUUUGCGAAUAAAUGCAAAAUAGAACAAUGAUCUAACCAACUUAAAAUAACUCUCUGAGAAAAAUAAAUGCCUGAGAAAACGUGAAAUACCAUAUGUUGUAGUAAAAGAACAACAACAAAAACAUCUCAUACCUUUUCUUCCUGGACAAGCAAAGAAUUCAUUAAUCAUAUUGUCACAGCCCAUCUUUAGCUUGAAAUUACACAAAUUUCACACCAGCCUUUUUUUAAAUAGGGUAAAAUAUUAAAUGUUUGAACUCCAAAAAUUGUUAUUCAUCAGUUUGUACUAGUUCUUAUUUGCAUAAUUUAUUUAUGUUAAUGUUUUUAUCUGAGCAAUACAGUCAUUAUAUUUAU